This is a messenger RNA of Leucoraja erinaceus (little skate), 757 nucleotides long. Its product is annotated as profilin-1-like. The record is from RefSeq and is a predicted model, not a curated record. Gene Ontology annotation, cellular component: cytoplasm. Bases 109 to 519 code for a protein of 136 amino acids. Gene Ontology annotation, biological process: actin cytoskeleton organization; positive regulation of actin filament bundle assembly; regulation of actin filament polymerization. Gene Ontology annotation, molecular function: actin binding. The transcript has 3 exons. Lineage: Eukaryota; Metazoa; Chordata; Chondrichthyes; Rajiformes; Rajidae.
GCCGGGUCGAGUCGUGUCGUGUCGUGUCGUGUCGCGUCGUGUCGUGUGGUGUCGUGUCGUGUGUAGUCGCCGUCUAACCCGCUCCCACGUCGCCGUCCAGUCGCCGCCAUGACCUGGGCUGCCUACAUCGAACAAAUGAUGUCCGGAGGCGACUCGCAGGACGCGGCCAUCAUCGGCUACGAGGCCUUCUCCAUCUGGGCCGCCUUUCCCACCGGCAACUUCGGCAACGUCACCGCCGAUCAAGUUAAAGCUAUUGUGAGUAAUGACCAAAAUGCGCUGGCAAUGAACGGGCUGCAGUUGGGAAUAAAGAGAUACACCGUACUAAUUAAUAACCUGCACGACGACGGGUACAUGAUUGUAAAAGGAAAAUCGGAACGCGAGGAUCAGAGGUGUAAUGUAGUGAUUGGCAAAACUGAAAAAGCAAUAAUCAUGUUGGAAGGGAACAACCCGCAGGUUAAGUCUACUUUAAACGAGCAGGUAUCAAAAAUCGUUGAUACCCUAAAAAAUGCCAAAAUGUGACGUCGUUGCAUCAGACUGACCAUUCUCUUUUGUACCGCUCUCAGCUUGCCCACUGCAGAGACCCUUUUUAUACAUACACUGAAAUUGAAAGCAAAAUCUGGUGAAGCUUUAAUGCACUGUCAAUCUUGAAUGAUUCCUGGACUGUUCAAACUGAUUGCAAAUGUGAUAAGAAGCACAGGUCAAGCUUGCGUUGCCAAGUGUGGCUGGUGGCAAUAAAUCCCUAUCGCCCUUUCCAACA